AUGGUCCCUGUAUUAAACGCGUAUGUCAGCGCACGUUCCCGCAAAUCCCACCGUAAGUCGCGUUUGGGUUGUGGUAAUUGCAAACAGCGAAGGGUCAAGUGCGACGAAGUCAAACCUAUGUGCGGACAGUGCACGCGACACGUUAUGAACUGCGAUUAUGCAGUUGGUGAAUUGGUUGAUAGGGGCUCGCCAUCAUUAAACUCGCCAUCGUUAAACCUGCCGGAGGGCAGUCGGGGACAGUCGGCGCGGGACGACGGGCAUACAUACAUCUCCUCUUUCCUCUUUGACUUCCAAAUACCGAAAAGGAAACAUAGUCGACGAUAUAAUUUGUAUCCCCCGUACGGAAUAUUGGGACAGGGGUUCUCAUCGGCCUUGGCUAACUACCCGUUUGAAUUUUCUGCGCUGGAUAUGGAGCUAUUUCACAAUUACCUGUCAUCCACAUCCCUGACCCUGGCCGAUGACGAAGCUGGUCGGCAGCUCUUGCAGAGACGGCUUCCGGAGCUGGGUUUCUCUUUCAAUUACGUGCUGCGUCUUCUUUUGGCCUUCAGCGGGUUCCACAUCGCACACUUACGGGAAGCCUGCCCUCAGCAGAUGUCUAGUGCCACUCAACCCUACCUAGAACGAGCUGAGCGACAUUUUGCUGUUGCCCUUCGUCAACUCAUACCAUCGGUGACUGGAUUGAAUCCUGACACCUACCAUGCACUCUAUGCAGCGUCGUCAUUCAUGUGCUUCUGCACGCUAGGUAGAGGCCCGCAGCCCGGUAACUACCUGGCGUUCAGCAAUACUGGUCAAGCCGAGUGUUUGACGCUCCUGCACGGUGUCCGGUCGAUCCUACAAAUGACAGAGCAGGUGUCAACGCAUGCGGAAACCGGUCCAAAAUCUCGCCCUAGUGCGGAACCUACAGCAGCGCAUUUUGAAGUGCAAGUAUCACAGUUAUCUGAGGAUUACAUCGCUCCGCUGGUUCAGAUUCGAGGCAUGCGACAUAUUGCAAAGUCCAUUGAGGAUCUAGUCGCAGUUUUCCACCAACUGAGAAACCAGAAGCACUAUACGCUAAAGGGAGCACGCGUCCCGUACAUCUUUGGCUGGCUUUUUCGGCUUCCAGGGCUUUUCGUUGCCGAUCUACAUGAGCAGCGGCCACUAUCACUGGUACUGCUCGCAUUUUUUGUCGUCUUACUACAAGAUAUAUCUUGCUAUUGGUUUAUGAAGGGAUGGCCGGAACAUAUCAUGGCUGGAAUCUACCGCCACCUUGAUGAAAAGCAUAGGCCUUGGAUUCAGUGGCCACGGGAAAAAGUCGGUUAAGGUAUGUUCGUCGUCCAGGUUUUUAGGGAGCUAUAUCUGUCUCUUUUAUCUGCAAUGGCUGGCAAACAUGUUUUAUUUAUUUGCUGCCUCCUCCCAUCUCCAAGGGUACGGUAAGGAAGCUAUGUUUGUUUGUUGGUGUUUCUAGAAUACGCACAUAACAUGCGGCUUGCGGGUAACGAUCUCAUAUACCUGACUGGCUAAAUACCAUUGCAGUGGCCUCUGAAUCGCCGCCAGCUUCAUUAGCCGCGUUGCAGUCGCCAUAUAUUGGCCGCCUAAAAUGCCGCAUCCUUGCUGAGAGAGCCAAUCAAAUAUAUCUAAUUCAGCGG
This is a messenger RNA of Aspergillus welwitschiae, 1625 nucleotides long. Its product is annotated as Zn(II)2Cys6 transcription factor domain-containing protein. Gene Ontology annotation, biological process: regulation of transcription by RNA polymerase II. NCBI's taxonomy places the organism in Eukaryota, Fungi, Ascomycota, Eurotiomycetes, Eurotiales, Aspergillaceae. The record is from RefSeq and is a predicted model, not a curated record. The transcript is spliced from 3 exons. Gene Ontology annotation, molecular function: DNA-binding transcription factor activity, RNA polymerase II-specific; zinc ion binding. Bases 1 to 1299 code for a protein of 432 amino acids.